Molecule: messenger RNA, 1939 nt
Organism: Prorocentrum cordatum
Lineage: Eukaryota; Dinophyceae; Prorocentrales; Prorocentraceae
Source: the annotation of a GenBank genome assembly
AGCCCUGGCUCCAGCCGGGUGCCUGGCCUCCUGCCUCCAGCCGAGGCUCCAGCCUGGAGCCGGGACCCUUGGGCGCUAGGAGGGCCGCCGGCCCCCUUCGGCCCGGGGCCCCCACCCUUCGGCGACGGCCCCCGCCCGGCUGGCGCACGGCGGCCUGCGCACGCCAGGGCCAGCGGCACGCCGUCGCAUGCGCCCGCGGCGCGGAGGCCCGCGCGCCGCCGCCGCCGCGCUCGCCCCGCUGCUGCUGCUGGCCGCCGGGCCUGCCGCGGGCGCCCCCGCGCGGGCCUCCGCGGAGUCCAGCGCCUGCGCCUCGCGCUGCGGCGCCCUGGGCCCGCUGCUGCGGGAGGCGGCUGCGCUCACGGGCGCGCCCGCGCCGGCCGCGGCGCUGGCGGAGCUGCGGGGCGCGGGCGAGGAGGCCCUCGCGGCGUGCCCCCUGGCCAAGCUCGUGCUGCAGCUCGGGCUGCUGUACUUCUCCGGGCCCGGCGCGGCCGCGCCGCUGGGGGAGUUCCUCUCGGGCCUGGACGCGUGCGACCUCACCGAGGCGGGCCUCUUCCGGAUCGCGCGGCUGUCGCGGCCGCAGAUGGCCCACGCCUUCUGGCUGAUGAGCGGCGCCAGCGCCAGCGCGGUGCCGCGGCAGCUGCUGGCCCGCCUCGGGCGCAACGGCACCGGCUCCGGCGACCUUCAUCGGCCCUGCCGCCGCCUGGCGUUCGACCUCGGGUCGGGCCACGGCGACGACGCCGCCUUCUACCAGGCGCUCGGUUUCUGCGUGGUCGCCACCGACGCCCAGCCGGGCUCCAUGGGGGGCCUGCCCAGGGGCGCGGGGCGCAGCCUGAUGAAGCUUCGGCGCGCCAUUGUCGCGGAGGACGGGCCAGUCACGAUCCGUUUCUUCGUCUGCGGGGUCGACGUGACGCGUAGCUCGACUGACCCGGCGCUGGGGGAGAACCCCGACUGGUGCCAGGACCAGAGGACCGUCGAGGUGCUCACGACGACGUGCGGCCAGCUCGUGGGAGACUUCGGCGCCCCCGCGCACGUCAAGGUCGACGUGGAGGGAGCUGAUCUUGCGUGCCUCGACUCGAUGCUGCCCGUCGCCCAGCCAGGGACGAUAUCCGUCGAAGUGCCAGUCGGCCAAGCUGGGAGGGCGGACGUUCAGGCAAGCAUACGGCUACUGCAGCGUCUCCAGCGAGCUGGGUACCGCCGGUUCAAGCUGUGCAGGAGAGCGGAGGAGCAGAGAGCAGCGGCAAGCGAGCCCGCAGAGCUCGGCACGGGAGGUCGCGGGACAGGCCUGAGGCGACUGCGGGCCAGGCUGCGGGACCAGAUCGGGUUCAACAGCUUCUGGAUUUUGGAUGGGCUCCAGACCCAGGCGCUGGGCGGCCGCGUCCCGCAGCUGAUGCACUUGUGCGCCACGGUGGAGCGGGCCGCGCAGGCCGAGAGCGGGGGCCUCGCCUCCCUCGUCCGCGGCGGGGGCCUGGACGGGCUCUUCGAGGACGAGGUGGACGACUUGCCCGUCGAAGCUGAUUUCGACCUGGCGCAGGUGCACGCCCUGGCGCAGACCACCUGCGCGGAAGCCAACGCGCUGUGGGCGGGCCAGCGCGAAGCGCUGCAGGCCGGCGAGGAGGCGCUCCUGUGGCGGGCCGUGAGGCUGAGGGAGUUGGCGCUGUGCUCGCCCUUCCUGCUGCUGAAGCACGCGCAGGCCACGAGACUCUCGGAGGGCGAGGCGCUGGAGUGGCUGCGGCAGGUGCAGCGCGCGUGCCUGGCGGCGCUGCAGAAGUCCCAGGACCAGCGCGCCGCGCUCCGCGGGGCGCGGCGCGAAAAGCUUGAGGGUCGCAGCACCAUCGCCGACGUCGACACGACCGACGGGAUGAACGCCGCCGUGAUCGAUGACGGGGCGCUGCUGGCUCUACUGGUGGCCACCGUGCCCCUAACGUUGCUCAUCCACUAG